GCGCGACGAUGGGCAACGGGAUGUGCUCCCGAAAGCAAAAGCGGAUCUUCCAGACGCUGCUGCUGCUGACCGUGGUGGUGGGCUUUCUGUACGGCGCGAUGCUCUACUACGAGCUGCAGGCGCAGCUGCGCAAAGCCGAGGCGGUGGCGCUCAAGUACCAGCAGCACCAGGAGUCCCUGUCCGCCCAGUUACAAGUUGUAUAUGAACACAGAUCAAGAUUGGAGAAAUCCCUGCAGAAGGAAAGACUUGAACAUAAGAAAGCAAAAGAAGAUUUCCUGGUGUAUAAGUUAGAAGCACAAGAAACACUAAAUAAAGGCCGACAAGAUUCCAAUAGCAGAUACGGUGCCCUGAAUGUCCAGCAUCAGAUGCUGAAAAGUCAACACGAGGAGCUGAGGAAGCAGCACGGCAGCUUGGAAGAGGAACAUCGCAAACAAGGGGAGGACUUCAGUCGCACCCUGAACGACCACAAGCAGAAGUAUUUGCAGCUGCAGCAGGAGAAAGAACAAGAACUGUCUAAGCUAAAAGAAACUGUGUAUAAUUUGAGAGAAGAGAACAGACAACUGAGGAAGGCACACCAAGACAUGCACACGCAGCUCCAGGACGUGAAGCAACAGCAUAAGAAUUUACUCUCCGAGCAUGAACAACUUGUAGUGACUUUGGAAGACCACAAGAGGGCACUAGCUGCUGCACAGACUCAAGUUGCAGAAUAUAAACAACUGAAAGAUACUCUGAAUCGGAUCCCAAGCUUUAGAAAAGCCGAUGUAACCAACGAGCAGAAUAUGACCCUGGUGGCCCAUUCUCCGCAUGGUGAUGGCACCAAAGAGAAGCUAACUGGAGGGUCCCGGGAGGUGUCUCCGAAUAGUGAUGUGAGGCAGAAUGUGGAAGCAGUUCCUGGAAGAACAGAAGAAACCAAGCCUUCCCCUCCCGCUCAGAACGGGGCUGAAUUUCAAGCUCUCGCAGAGCUGAACCAGCAGGAUGCAGAAGCCAGAGAGCCUGAGGGGCGCCAGGUGGAGGAAGAGCACAGGAAGGCCCUUGAAGAGGAGGAAAUGGAGCAGGUCGGACAAGCGGAACAUCUGGAAGAAGAGCACGACCCAUCGCCAGAGGAGCAGGAUCGGGACUGGAAGGAACAGCAUGACCAACAAGAAGCCAACCUUCUGGAAGGGCACCCUCCUGCGGAGGUAUAUCCUUCUGCCAAGCCAGUUGGCAAAUUCCGAUCACCAUUUGAGGAGCAGUUAGAACAGCAGAGACUAGCAGCGAGGCAGACGGAGGAGGCUCAGCAGCUGAGAGAACGCCAGGAAGCUUUACAUCAACAGAGGCUCCAGGGACACCUGCUUUGGCAGCGGCAGCAGCAGGAGCAGCAGCAGCAGCUUCGGGAGAGAGAGCUGGCCCGGGAGAGAGAGCUGGCCCGGCAGAGACAGGUCCAGCACGAGGAGGUUCAGCAGCAGCGCCAGGAACAGCUACGGCAACAAGCUCGCUAUGAUGCUAUGGACAAGGAUAUUGUUCAGGGAGCAGAGGACCAGGGUAUCCAAGAAGAAGAAGGCGGUGCCUAUGAGAGAGACAACCAGCAUCAAGAUGAAGCAGAAGACGAUGCAGACAAUGGACAUGAACCCCAGGCACAGAGGCCCCGAGAAGCCAAUCCAAAUGCUGAGGCAGAUAGGGCAGCUGUGGAAGAUAUAAACCCAGCAGAUGACCCAAAUAAUCAAGGUGAAGAUGAAUUUGAGGAAGCUGAGCAGGUGAGAGAAGAGAAUCUUCCUGAUGAAAAUGAGGAGCAGAAGCAAAAUAACCAAAAGCAGGAGAAUGCAGAGAUGGAGGAGCAUUUGGUGAUGGCAGGGAACCCAGACCAGCAGGAAGAUACCGUUGAUGAGCAGUACCAGGAAGAGGGGGAAGAGGAGAUUCAGGAAGAUUUGACUGAAGAGAAAAGAAGAGAACUGGAGCAUAAUGCUGAAGAAACCUAUGGUGACAAUGUUGAUGAUAAAAACAAUGAUGCAGAAGAGCAAGAAAUCCGAGAGGACAAUCACCCCAAAGGCCGAGAGGAACACUAUGAGGAGGAGGACGAGGAGGAGGAGGAAGAUGGGGCCGCUGCGGCUGAGAAAUCCCAUCGGAGAGCUGAAAUGUAGCUGAGCCUGCUCUCACCCGGGGCUCCGACUGGGAUUCUUCUCAAGCUGCUCAGAGAUAAAUCUUCCUACUGAACUUUAGGAUAUUUAAUUGCAGAAAUUAAGGAAUUUAGACGUAAAGAACUUUUGUAUUAGAAAUACUCAUACAUUUAUAUGAAGAUAUUUUGAUAACGUAGGUUAGAGCUUCUUUUAUAUUCACUCUAAACAGGAGCAAGAACAAAAAAGCAAACCUUAGUCUCUGAAUCUCAUAUUUCAUAGAUUGAGAUGUUGGGAUUUUGUUUUUGUUUCAACAUGUUACCGCCCUUCCUUGUCAUUUCCAGAUGUUCCGUGUGACUUUGAUACAGUGCAGUAUCUAAAACAGUGAGACUACAAGAUGCUGUGCAGACAUUAAGGGGGAAGCUCAGUUGGCUGAAUUGACCCUCCCGGGGUUCUGAUAGAAUUUUCUCUGUCUAGGAGAAGACCCUCAUGCAGUGUGGCAUCCCAUUGAAAUUGUUCUGGUUUGUUUUCAAAGGAAAGGCAUUGUUUUUCAGAUUUUUUUUUUUAGAUCCAUUACAAAAAUGUUUGACAUUACUGAAAAUGAUAACUUCUGCUUGAGAGGAACUGAAUUGAAAAGUGACAGAGUACUAAAACUCACGUGACAGUAUCUUGGACUUAGAUCCUUCACUGUUAAAACAAGUUCUAACACAUCCGAGUGUGAACCUUUUUGCAGGACCACCGGGCUAAGAGCUAUGUUAGUGAGUAUGUGUGGUAUUUCUUACAGGAGAGCCUGCUUUCAGUAUUCUUUGUUCCUGGUGUCAGUGUGUCGUCCUCAGCAUAACCCCUCUCUCUGUGCCUCUGCACGUAGUCAGCUCGGUGACGAGUGUCAACAUGAAGGCAUACCAAAUGGUGUCAGAGGAUGAUUUUUUGCAACAAUACAAGAUACCCGUGGUGAUAUGAUAGAACCUCAUGACUUUUCUAUUUGCAACUUAAUUAUGAAUUAUUAUAAAUCCCUUUGAUAAAAUAUUAAAAACCAAAAUUCACCUUGAAUAAAGGCAUAGUUCAGCCAUAAGAAUAAAGCUUUUUAAAAAACAUGAGGACUGGGUAAUAUAAUUCAUAUGGAGGUGAUUUUGUAAUAACACACUGAAAGUCACAUCUCAGUUUCUCCCAUUAUUGUAUGAAUGUAAUUUUGUAUUUUAAUAGCCAUGUUCAUGGAUGGUUUUGAUUAUCCCAGUUGAGUGAUUAUGUAUGUAUGCACAGGAAUGCUUCAUUUCUAUGUAUUUUGGAGUUUCAAUAAUCAUAAAUCAAGUCUUACACUUAUGUAUAAAAUCCUUUAUGUAAUGUAAAAUGUAUAAUAUUGUAUAUAAUAUUCAGAAUACAAUUAUUUUGGUAAAUUAGUUUGUAUUUUUAAUGUCCCUGUUGCAGUAUUUAAUUAUUUGAAAGAUAUUAAAACUUGGUAAUAGUCAAUAAAGACCCAAAAAGCAGGUGGUAAA
Echinops telfairi (small Madagascar hedgehog) is the source of this 3583-nucleotide messenger RNA. RefSeq names its product golgi integral membrane protein 4 (gene GOLIM4). Gene Ontology annotation, cellular component: Golgi apparatus; Golgi membrane. Bases 9 to 2117 code for a protein of 702 amino acids. Lineage: Eukaryota; Metazoa; Chordata; Mammalia; Afrosoricida; Tenrecidae. The record is from RefSeq and is a predicted model, not a curated record. The transcript is spliced from 16 exons.